AUGGACGCAGAUGGCUCCCCCGUGCUCGAGCCCCUGCUGGGAGGCCGCGGAUCGCAACGUCCCAAAAAGCGCGGGUGUUUCAGAAGCGCAUGGGGAUCUGCGGCGAAAUUCUGGCUGGCGACGUGGGAAUUCUUUACAUUCAGCUGGAUCAACCCUGUGCUGAGGUUGGGAGCGAAAAAGGCACUGACGACCGACAGCGCCCUGCCGCUUUUGCCGGAAGGCGAGAAGAUGGCCGCAUUGGCGCCCAAAUUCGAUCAAGCGUACCAACGGCGCAAAGCUACCAUCUCUGGCGAUCCAGAAACUAUGCCUGGCAUGCUGCUCAGCGUCCUUCUGUGCACUCACUGGCUGGCCUUGGCGCAACAAAUGGGCUGGAUCGUUGGGAAAACAACAGCAAGAUUGAUGUCACCGUUCUUUUUGCGUGCAUUUCUGCUGUGGCUAGAAAAUGGAGACGGAUCAGAUGGUACAUCAGGCUCGGGACAGUGGAAUGGAGUGGUGUUUGGGGUGGCAUUGGUGACAGCCUCUGCUGUUGAUGGGCUCAUGUUUCAUCAGCUGUGGUGGAUUGGCUGGAAACUGGGUUUUCGUAUGCGGCAGCAGUGCAUGGCUUCCAUCCAUGCCAAAGUUAUGCGCCUCAACAGCUCAACGAUCACAAGAGUGAGCACAGGGCGGGUCGUGAAUCUUGUCAGCAACGAUAUUGGUCGAUUUGAUUUCACAGCCAUUCUGUGGCAGUACUCAUGGCUGGGCCCUUUGGAGCUGGUGAUCGUUUUGGUGUUGGUGGGGUUGGAGGUUGGGUUCCUGCCAGCCGUGUGUGGAGUGGGAGCCUUUGCUUUGAUGAUACCUAUGCAGGCUGUUUUCGGCAGGUGCCUCGGAAAACUGAGGAGCAAGUCAACUGCCCUCACUGACAAGCGCAUAACCCUCAUCGGCGAGGUGAUCUCUGGCACCCUUGCAGUGAAAAUGCUGGGAUUGGAGGAUCCUUUCUUCAGGAAGAUCAGGGAGGUGCGGUCGCAGGAGGGAAACAUCCUGUGCCGGAGGGGCAUGUUCAUCGGUGCUAACGAAGGGAUGCACUUCUUCACCACUACACUGGCAGGCUUUGUGACUUUUGCGGUGAUGUGGGCUCUUGGGAGAACCCUCAGAGUGUCCAGCGUCUUUUUCACCUUGUCGCUGCUUUACCUGCCAGACCUGGACAUGGCGAUAUUCUUCUCUCUGAGUAUCGAGAGGUGCAGUGAGCUUUGGAUAUCAUUGGUGCGUAUCAGUCGAUUCCUUUGUCUCCCGGAGCCUUCUGAAAUGAUCCAACAGACUGACAUACCUGUCGGAGCCAUCAAGAUCGAUGGCGUGGACUUCUCCUGGCCAUCUAAUUCUGCAGAGGAAGGCCAAGAACAGAGAAGCCAGCUUGAGGAGGGCAACAGAGGAUUCAAAGAUCCAUCGGAGGAUUCGUUGGGCUCCUUUUCGGGGGUGUCAAUGAACACCGAGACUCCCACUCUGCGACAAGUACGACUGUCAGUAUGUCCUGGUGAACUCAUAGGAAUAGCAGGUGCAGUGGGUGCCGGGAAGAGUUCGUUGUUGGCUGCCCUCCUGGGAGAGAUGCAAGAUGGAGCGGGAGGAUCUGGACGGGCAGAACUAGCAGGUUCUGUGGCAUUUUGCGACCAGGUACCAUGGAUCCUGGCUGGAACAGUUCGAGAGAACAUCCUGUUUGGAGCGACAUUCAAUGAAGCAGACUUUUGGAAUGUUGUGGAUGCCUGCUGCCUGUCGCCAGACUUCCAACAGCUUCCUGCAAGAGAGAUGACGCAGCUUGGCGACCAGGGAGUGAACCUGUCAGGCGGGCAAAAGGCGCGUGUCGCACUUGCCAGAGCUGCAUACUCAAGGGCUGACAUUCAGCUUUUGGAUGACCCCUUGAGUGCCGUGGACCCCCACGUGGCACAGGAACUGUUUGACAAGUGCAUUGGCCCUGGCGGGCUAAUGGAGGGCUCCACCAGACUGCUUGUUACACACCAGAGGCAGUUUCUCCCACUAUGUGACAGAGUGAUCGUCCUGAGGUGUGGGGAGAUAGUGGCAAAUGGUCCUUGGAGGGAUCUUCAGAAUCAGGGCUUUGAUGAGUUGAAGAGCACAACAGACCUACAGCAGUUAGCCCACCCUCAGAGAACCCUGAGCAUCGAGGAAACACUUGAGAGCGUGGGGGGUGACAUGGAGACGGAUGGCAAUAAUGGCAGGGCAAGAAUACCUGGAAAUGGGGACCAAAGGGAGUCCAUGGAUGACAGACAAGACAGUGAAAAGUGCCAAGAAAGGGCGGAGAGCGCUGCCGGCAAAGCUGGAGACGUCCACAUGAACAAAGACGAGCCUGCAAAAGAUUCCGUAAAGAGCGGGACUCUUGUCGUCGAAGAGGAUCAAGAGGUCGGGGUCGUGUCUUGGUCUGUGUACUGGCGUUUUGUGGUUCACAUCGGGGUGGCGCUUACGGCCAUCUACGUCCUCAUUGUUGCCUUCAAAGAAAUUUUGUAUCUAGCACCCAACUUGCUGCUCACACGUUGGGCUUCAGUCGAUGCAGAAGAUCAGAGGGACAGCAGGUGGGUGGUCACCUAUGGUGCCCUUGUCGCCAGCAUGAUGGCUGUUGGGCUGUUUGUCGGACUUACGGAGUUCGUGGCCCAAGUACAUGCAAGCACCAGGCUGCACAACGCCAUGGCCGCGCGGGUCUUGCGUGCACCACUCAGUUUCUUUCACACAAACCCGGUUGGAAGAGUGCUCAAUCGAUUCUCAAAAGACCAGGACCUGGUGGAUGAAGAGCUGCCCAUCACGGUGAGCGACAUCGUGGCCAUUACAAUGGAAGCCAUCGGUUCUCUUGUGCUGGUGGCUGCAGCGGUGCCCCCCGUGGCAGUGGUGGAGGGCCUUGUCCUGAUUGGGUUUUGGCGCCUUCGGAAACAUUACAUCAUGACAGCUCGGGAAGCCCAGAGAGAGGUCGCCGUGACAAGUUCUCCCAUAUUUGCCGCGUUCUCAGAAACGCUCAAGGGUCUGUCCACAAUCCGAGCAUAUGGGCUGAAGAACCAAUUCGAGGCCACGUUCAUGGGUCUCAACGACCACAAUGGGUCUUGGUGGUAUACAAAGAUGGCAGCCAAUCGAUGGUUGGGCGUACGACUUGACAUGAGCAGCACACUGGUGCUUGCGGCUGCUGUGUCAUUCACCCUGGCAACCAGAGAAAAGGUCGAUCCCGGACUGCUUGGGCUAGCUCUCACCUAUGUGCUGCAACUGACUGGCAUUCUACAGUACCUCGUCAGUCAAACAGCCACACUUGAAACCGAAAUGACAUCUGUUGAACGGAUGCUGCAUUACACCACACUCGAUCAAGAGCCUCCAAGGGUUGCUGAUGGCGGCGGGCGUCCCCCAACUGGUUGGCUCUCAUCGGGGUCGAUUGCUUACCAGGGCGUCACGGCUUCAUAUCGGCCGGGCCUCGACCCUGUCCUUCGUGACUUGACUUUCAAAAUCCCUGGUGGCUCAUCUGUGGGCAUCGUCGGAAGGACGGGCUCUGGAAAGUCGUCUCUUAUGCUCACGCUCUACAGGUUAAUUGACAUCAACGGAGGGCAAAUCCUGUUCGACGGGGUGGACACCUCAAAACUAGGCAUCGACGCUGUUCGAGACCAGGUGGCCAUCAUCCCGCAGGAUCCGGUACUCUUCAGUGGGUCGCUGCGCUCGAACCUCGAUCCCUGGGACAGAUACACAGACGCACGGGUGUGGGAGGUGUUGUCCACCGUGCGCCUCACCAGCACCGUGCAGUCUGCUGGCGGCCUGUACUCGUCCGUCACGGAGUGCGGCGGAAACUUCAGUGCCGGCCAGAGGCAGCUCAUGUGUUUGGCCAGGGCCCUUUUGAAGGACGCACGCAUCCUAGCACUCGACGAGGCCACCGCGAAUGUGGAUCAGGACACAGAUGCGCUGAUUCAGGCGGCAUUGUCGUCAUGUCGCGGGGGAGCGCAGGGCCGCCGCACGCUCCUCAUUAUAGCCCACCGGGUGGACACCGUCAUAGACUGCGACCACCUCCUGGUCUUGGAUCACGGGCACUUGAUCGAGCAGGGGGCGCCGCGGGAUCUGCUGCAGGAAAACGGCAGCGUUUUCUCCAGGAUGGUCGGCGCCGCGAGGGGGGCAUGGGUCGCCAGCAGCAGCAGGGACACGACUGCAUGA
This is a messenger RNA of Ostreobium quekettii, 4158 nucleotides long. The record is from the annotation of a GenBank genome assembly. NCBI's taxonomy places the organism in Eukaryota, Viridiplantae, Chlorophyta, Ulvophyceae, Bryopsidales, Ostreobiaceae.